AUGUCAAGGAAAAGGUGGCACCCUCCAGUGACUGGCUGGGUUAAGAUAAAUGUUAAUGGCUCAGUUUCAAGGAACAAUUCAAGGGCAAUAAUAGGUGGGGUGCUGAGAGGACCAAGCGAAGGGUGGCUUGUUGGGUUCAGAAUGAGAACAGCAAUAAGUAAUAUUGCCGAAAUUAGGUUGAUACUUGAAUUGUGCUCCAAAGAUUGGCAAAUUAAGUUUCGUCACAUUUCGCGGGAUAGUAAUAAAGUUGCAAAUCAGCUGGCUAAGAUGGACGAAGACAAAAUUAAUUGCUCGGUCACGCUUAAAGAUCCACCACUCUUUGUGCAUGAUUUGUUGGAGAAGGAUAUCUACAAUUCGAGCAUGGAUGAGAGUUGA
This is a messenger RNA of Gossypium raimondii (Peruvian cotton), 375 nucleotides long. RefSeq lists its product as uncharacterized. The record is from RefSeq and is a predicted model, not a curated record. Gene Ontology annotation, molecular function: nucleic acid binding; RNA-DNA hybrid ribonuclease activity. The transcript has 2 exons. NCBI's taxonomy places the organism in Eukaryota, Viridiplantae, Streptophyta, Magnoliopsida, Malvales, Malvaceae. The coding region runs from base 1 to 375 and encodes 124 amino acids.